AUUUCUGUAUCAUGUAUCAUCCCCGGUCGACUGGAGGAGAAAAUAGCCAUUGUCACUGGUGCAAACACGGGUAUCGGAUUGUGUACGGCCGGAGAACUGGCACGACGUGGUGCCACGGUGAUCAUGGCGUGUCGAAGCGUAGAGCGGGCAGAAACCGCAAAGACCAGAUUGCUAGCGGAUUACGGUGCAACGAACCCGGAUUGGAUGAAAAAAGACGUAGCGGAUCCGGCAGUGGCCUCUUCGUUGAAACCCAUUGAAGCCAACCAAUUGAUUAUUGAACAAUUGGACCUCGGAUCGUUGGACUCGGUGCGAGAGUUCGCAACCCGAGUGUUGGAAAAAUAUCCAAAAAUACACUAUCUCAUCAACAAUGCCGGUUUGUCAUUGGACAUAUUCUCGACCACAAAAGACGGAUUCGAACAGGUAAUCGGUGUGAAUCAUCUGGGUCAUUUUCUUCUCACCGAACUCAUGUUGCCCGCGUUGAAAGCGGCCGGCUCACCAUCGCGUAUCAUCAUUGUAUCGUCCAUGGUUCAUUAUUAUGGCCAGUUGUGCAAACCGGAUUUGCAGCCAACGGAAGAAAACUAUGGUCAGUUGUCCGUAUACAACUCUUCGAAAUUGGCCAAUGUGAUGCAUGCGGUGGAACUGAGCGAACGCCUGGAGGGAACCAAUGUCACCGUGGUCAGUCUGCAUCCGGGUGUGGUGGAAACGGAAUUACACAGAGACUUUAAAAGCACUUCCAUGAUAAGUAUCACGUAA
Molecule: messenger RNA, 753 nt
Organism: Echinostoma caproni
Lineage: Eukaryota; Metazoa; Platyhelminthes; Trematoda; Plagiorchiida; Echinostomatidae
Source: the annotation of a GenBank genome assembly